Molecule: messenger RNA, 545 nt
Organism: Loa loa (African eye worm)
Lineage: Eukaryota; Metazoa; Nematoda; Chromadorea; Rhabditida; Onchocercidae
Exons: 2
Coding region: 19-318 (99 amino acids)
Biological process (GO): positive regulation of DNA-templated transcription; regulation of transcription by RNA polymerase II; poly(A)+ mRNA export from nucleus
Cellular component (GO): nuclear pore; SAGA complex; DUBm complex
Molecular function (GO): transcription coactivator activity; chromatin binding
Source: RefSeq, a predicted model, not a curated record
UUCAGAUUGUUACUAAUAAUGAGUGCGCCAUCAGUAAGUAAAGCAGCUUUGGAACGUAAAUUUAUUGAAUGUGGUGAACGAGAUCGGAUGAAGGAAUUGUUAUUGCAAAGGUUGCGAGAAAGUGGUUGGGUAGAAGAAGUGGAGAAUAUGUGUCGGAAUUGUAUACAAAAUAAGGGUAUCGAACAAGUAACACUUGAAGAUGUGUUGAGCGAUGUACGAGUACGAGCCAGACGAGCUGUACCAGAUGAAGUAAAACGUGAACUGAUGCACUGUAUUCGUUCAUUCUUACAGCAGCAGUCUGGUAUUAAUGAUCUUUGAAUUUCAAUUCCCCAUUUUGUCAUCUGAUAUAUUCGCAGGGCCGGUUAAUUUUUAUUACCGGUCUUUUCGUUUUUUUUUUUGUUCCAUAUUUGAGUUGCAUUGUCUCGAAAUGCUUUCCAUAAUGAAUUAAUUUAAUGAGUGGAAUUCCUAACUAAAUAAUUAAUUGAACUGAUAUUUUCAACUGAAUUGUAACUGACCCCAAAUCGCAAACGAGAUUUGGAAGACUC